This is a messenger RNA of Spodoptera littoralis (African cotton leafworm), 1599 nucleotides long. The record is from the annotation of a GenBank genome assembly. NCBI's taxonomy places the organism in Eukaryota, Metazoa, Arthropoda, Insecta, Lepidoptera, Noctuidae.
AUGGAGCUCCGAAAAUACUGGCCGAUUGUGCUCACCGUUUUAACAAUAUGGCCCGCCGUAGCUGCGGACCUUAUUGACCGGCCCUGUGCAGUAAGGCACGUGAAGAGCGGGCAGGUGUGUGUGUGCACAGCAGAGUACUGCGACACCAUCACUAGAAAAUCUCCAGAGAGUGGAACCUUCGUGUCCUAUGUAUCUUCUGAGGAGGGACUUCGAUUCCAUAAGACUGUGGGAUCGAUGACAAAAUAUACAAAAGGUAGUACCUACAAGAAUGUUCUGGAAUUAGACGUGGGGACGCAAUAUCAGACGGUGAAUGGUUUCGGAGGCGCCGUCACCGAUGCAGCCAGCAUCAACUGGAAGAACUUGACUGAUCAUCGACUGAUGGACCAUUUAAUAGAGUCGUACUGUGGUGAUUCAGGAAUUCAAUACAACAUGCUGCGUGUCCCAAUCGGUGGAACUGACUUCUCUACACACGGGUACGCGUACAACGAACUCCCUGAAAACGAUGUGACGUUGAGCAACUUUACAUUGGCUUAUGAAGAUUAUGAGUAUAAGAUUCCGAUGAUAAAAGCAUGUAUGAAGGCAGCUAGUGCUCCCAUCCAUAUAGUGUCAGCGACCUGGUCUCCUCCGAUAUGGAUGAAGACCAACGACGCAUACUCAGGGCACAGCAAGCUGCGGAAAGAAUAUCGACAGACUUAUGCUGAUUACCAUUACAAGUUCUUAGAGCACUAUGCAGCCGAAGGUAUUCCAGUGUGGGGAAUGUCUAUUUCAAAUGAGCCCCUACACUCCAGUGUGAACUACAUCCCCGCUAAAAUCAACAACAUGGGCUGGACUCUAGAUGAAAUGAGCGAAUACAUAAUGAAGAACUUGGGCCCCACUCUCCGAGGUAACCACUCUAACUUCAAACAUGUGAAGAUCAUCGCUGGUGAUGACUUGCGUUUCACCAUCACUCUGUUCUGGAACACCUUUGUAGCCGUCUACCCAGAGACCUUGGAGUAUUUGGAUGGUGCAGCUGUGCACUACUACAUGAGCGCCUAUGUUCCAGCUGCGAUAUUGUCGCAAGCGAUGGAAGGAUACCCAGGGAAGUUUGUCCUGGCUACAGAAAUAUGUGCAGGUGCUCUACCAAGUGACGCAGUCAAAGUUGACAUAGGAUCGUGGAGCAGAGCACAGCUGUACGUUAAUGAUAUAAUGCAGAAUCUUGAUAAUAAUGUUAUAGGUUGGCUGGAUUGGAACAUGUGUCUAAAUACUGAAGGGAAGCCCAGCUAUAUAGACUCCAGCGUGGACUCCCCAAUACUGGUCAAUGCAGAGGACGGAGAGUUCUACAAGCAGCCGAUGUUCUACGCUAUCGGACACUUCUCCAAGUUUGUUCCACGAGGAUCUAGAAGGAUUAAAGUAAAUGUUGAUUGUGGUACGAAAAUUCAGAACAUUGCCUUCCUGACACCUCAUAACACCGUCGUUGUUGUUAUACAUAAUGAAGGUCCAAAUGAAACCGUCAGAUUGCGGUUAGGAGAUGAAGAGGCACAGCUAUUGAUUAACGCCAACAGUAUUACGACAGUUGAGAUGUUGAAUAAGUAUGACAUAGAAAUGAAUGUAGAUGAUUAG